AUGCGUCUUGACACUGCCUUAGCGUGGUUACUUAGCCUUUCCACGUUCGUAUGCAGCUAUUCAGCGGCAGUAGAAGUAGGCGACGGAGACCUGCUCCUGACGCCCUUAAUACGGGCUGGACGAAUCGACGAAGCUCGGGCUGCAUGCAAUGUGACGCCUCUGAAGGGAACCAUCGAGAGCUACUCCGGUUACCUGACCGUGGACGAGGCUCACGGUUCCAACAUGUUUUUCUGGUUCUUCCCGGCCACGAGCGGCAAAGCGGACGCGCCGGUCCUGUUGUGGCUACAAGGUGGCCCGGGCGCGUCGAGCCUGCUCGGCGUGUUCAACCUGAAUGGCCCAUUCUCGGUGUGCAAGGGCUGUGGCGGUGAGCUCAAGUUGCGUGACCACGCGUGGACGGCUACGCACUCGAUGCUGUACGUGGACAACCCGGUGGGAACAGGGUUCAGCUACACUGGUGACGAUUCCGGUUACAGUACUGACGAGAUGGAUGUCGCCCGGAACCUGUACGUCACCCUGGUGCAGUUUUUCGAGCUAUUUGCCGAGUAUCAGCACAACGAUUUCUAUGUGACUGGUGAGUCGUUCGCUGGCCACUAUAUCCCGGUCUUGUCAUACGCCAUUCACCAGAACAACCCCGGGGCCAAGGUCAAGAUCAAUCUCAAGGGUCUGGCCAUUGGCAACGGCCUAGUAGAUCCUCUCAACCAGCUGUUCUACAGCGAGUACCUAUACCAACACGGGUUCAUUGACGAAAACGGAAAGCACAUAAUCGAACAAAUCGAUAAUGUUAUUCACUCUCAGAUCCUCGGCGGCGACUACGAGGGCGCGUUCCGGACGUACGACGAGAUGUUGAACGGUAUAUUCUACCCGUACCCGACCAUGUUCCAGAACCUGACCGGCAUGCAAUACUACUACAACUUGCUGUUGGACCGGAAACCGCCGUCGGACAACGAUUGGAUACAGUUCGUGGAAAAGCCGUCCGUGCGUGCCGCGUUACACGUUGGCCAACGGCGGAUGAUCUACUUGAAUAAGGCAGUCUAUCAACACAUGCUUGGUGACGUGAUGCGGUCGGUGGCACCGUGGUUGGCCGCUAUAUUGAACGCUGGACGCUACCGGGUUUUGUUGUACAGCGGACAGCUUGAUAUCAAGCUCCACCACCGGGGCACCAUGCGCAUGGCCCAGUCGCUAGAGUGGUCGGGCGCGGAACGAUUUCGGAGCUACCCAUCGCGCACCAUAUGGCGUGUUUGCGAACGGAAGAAUCGAUGCGACAACGGAAACGAGACCACCGUGGCCGGUUACGCGACUGCGUCCGGUCCUCUAACCGUGCUGUUGGUCAGGGAUGCCGGUCACAUGGUGCCAGCCGAUCAGCCAGUUUGGGCUCUCGAACUCAUCAACCUGUUCACGGCAGACAAAUCGUUUCGACCUACAGGAUCAUUUAUGAUCUAA
Messenger RNA from Macrosiphum euphorbiae (potato aphid), 1440 nucleotides. The record is from the annotation of a GenBank genome assembly. Lineage: Eukaryota; Metazoa; Arthropoda; Insecta; Hemiptera; Aphididae.